AGGCUUUGGCGGACGAAACCACCCUUAACCAGUGAAAGAGGGCGGGGAGUCCCUUGCUGUAACCAUGGUAACGUGGUGGGGCGAGGCAUCGACCCAAUGCGACCCUGUGAUUGGUGUUGGUACCGGAAGCGGAAAUAACACAAAGCUGGCGCCAAAAUAGAAUGGCUGAAGUAUAUCAAUUGCCCUGGCACAGCAGGUGCUGAGUUUAAUUCACAGUUUGCAAUUUCAGUCACAUGGUAACAUGAGUAACGAAUUAAGAGGUAAAGGAUCUGGACGAGGAAGAGGUGGCUUUCAAGGCUGGAGAGGAAGAUGGCGAGGAAGAGGAGAUGGAGGAAGAGACUGGAAAAGAAACACUGGAAAGUCUGAGUCUGCACAACCUCGAUUAAUUCAGUCAACACUGGACCAGAUUACUCCAUAUAAAGGGUGGAAGCUUUAUUUCUCUGACGCUUAUGAUGGCAGCUCUCCUUUUGUCCAGAAGAUUCAAGCAUUUGAAAAGUUUUUUACACGUCACAUUGAACUUUAUGAUAAGGAUGAAAUAGAAAGAAAAGGGAGUAUUCUUGUGGAUUACAAAGAGCUGAUACAAGAUAAAGAGUUAAUUGAAUUGAUACCAAGUAUAUCUACUGAUUUAAGGGAUAUGCCUCAGAAAAUACUGGACUGCAUGGGUUUGGCAAUACAUCAGGUAUUAACUAAGGACCUGGAAAGGUAUGCAGCUGAACUACAGGAACAAGCAGGAUUACCUAUUGAUGAAGAACCUAUAAUAAAUGUGCCACAUAUUCAUGCACGGGUGUACAACUAUGACCCAUUGACUCAACUGAAGAAUGUUCGGGCUAAUUGUUAUGGGAAGUAUGUUGCUUUGCGUGGCACUGUCGUGCGUGUCAGCAACAUUAAACCUCUGUGCACCAAGAUGGCCUUUAUAUGCAGCACAUGUGGGUAUAUUCAGAGUUUUCCUCUGCCUGAUGGAAAAUAUUCCCUUCCCACAAAGUGUCCUCUGCCUGAGUGCCACGGACGAUCGUUCACUGCAGAUAGAAGCUCUCCUUUAACAAUUACGGUGGACUGGCAGUCUAUUAAGGUUCAGGAACUCAUGUCAGAUGAUCAGCGAGAAGCAGGUCGAAUUCCUCGCACAAUAGAAUGUGAGCUGAUUCAGGAUCUUGUAGACAGUUGUGUCCCAGGAGAUAUGGUCACAAUUACAGGAAUUGUUAAGGUGUCAAACGCCGAAGAAGGAGCAUCUAGAAACAAGAAUGACAAAUGUAUGUUCCUGUUGUACAUUGAGGCAAACUCUGUCAGCAAUGGUAAAGGACAAAAAGUCAUGAAUUCUGAAGAUGGGACUAAUCACCGAGUAUGCAUGGAGUUUUCACUUAAAGAUCUUUAUGCUGUUCAAGAGAUUCAAGCUGAGGAAAAUCUGUUCAAGCUAAUUGUCAACUCACUUUGUCCUACUAUCUAUGGCCAUGAGAUUGUAAAGGCAGGUUUGGCACUGGCAUUGUUUGGAGGAUGCCAAAAGUAUGUGGAUGACAAAAACAGAAUUCCAGUGCGAGGAGAUCCGCAUCUUCUGGUGGUUGGAGAUCCUGGAUUGGGAAAGAGUCAAAUGUUGCAAGCAGUAUGCAAUAUUGCCCCUCGCGGUGUGUACGUUUGUGGCAAUACCACCACCACCUCUGGCUUGACUGUGACUCUAUCUAGGGAUAGUACCUCUGGGGAUUUUGCUUUGGAAGCUGGUGCUCUGGUACUUGGAGAUCAAGGUAUUUGUGGAAUAGAUGAAUUUGAUAAGAUGGGGAGCCAACACCAAGCUUUGCUGGAAGCUAUGGAACAGCAAAGUAUCAGCCUUGCUAAGGCUGGCAUUGUUUGCAGCUUGCCAGCUAGGACAUCUAUCAUUGCUGCAGCAAAUCCAGUUGGGGGACAUUAUAACAAAGCUAAAACGGUCUCUGAGAAUUUAAAAAUGGGGAGUGCCUUAUUGUCCAGGUUUGACUUGGUAUUUAUCCUGCUGGACACUCCGAACGAAGAUCAUGACCAUUUGCUCUCUGAACAUGUGAUGGCAAUGCGAGCUGGAAAACAAGCAGUACACAGCAGCGCUGUAGUGAUUCGCACCAACACACAGGAUUCAAACACCUCCAUUCUUGAAGCAGUCUCAGAUAAACCAUUAUCAGAAAAACUAAAGGUCAUGCCUGGAGAAAAUUUUGAUGCCAUUCCACACCAGCUAUUGAGGAAGUAUGUUGGAUAUGCUCGGCAGUAUGUCCACCCAAAGUUAUCUCCAGAAGCUGCUCAGGUCCUCCAGGAAUUCUACCUUGAGCUCCGGAAACAGAACCAAGGGGUGGACAGCACACCUAUCACCACAAGGCAACUAGAGUCACUGAUUCGGCUUACAGAGGCACGAUCAAGGCUGGAAUUAAGGGAAAAAUCAACCACAGAAGAUGCCAAGGAUGUAAUUGAAAUAAUGAAAUACAGCAUGCUAGGAACUUACUCUGAUGAGUUUGGGAAACUGGACUUUGAGCGUUCACAGCAUGGUUCUGGGAUGAGCAAUAGGUCACAAGCAAAGAGAUUUGUUUCUGCACUCAACAAUAUUGCAGAAAGAACCUACAACAAUCUCUUCGCAUUUCAACAGCUUCGGCAGAUUGCAAAGGAGCUACAAAUAAAAGUAUCCGAUUUUGAAAGCUUUGUUGGCUCUCUAAAUGACCAGGGUUAUCUUUUGAAAAAAGGUCCAAGAGUUUAUCAGCUUCAAACUAUGUGAAGGAACCACCACAAUGGAAGCAAAUGUUCUUGAGGCACAGUAAUUCUAUUUGAAAUGGAAUAAUUGGUGGACGUGGUGCCAGAGGAGUCCAUUACCCUAUAACCUGCAGUCUACUAAGGAUAUUCCUAAAUGUUAUAGAUGUCCAAAGCUUCUAUUAGCUGAGACAUGACACUCCCAGAAGAACUACCCUUUUAAAAGCAAUACUUUCAGGAAUGAGUGACACUACCAUAUUUACUUCCAGAAGUGUUAUUAGAGAAGAUGAUAUUUUGUGCUGCCAUUUGGAGGUACUGUAGUUCAAAUAAGAGUUAUUUGAGAUGAGGAUCUCCAUCAUCAAAGAUAAUAGCACGAGGAGAAUGUGUAUUUACAUUCAUCCUAACAAAAGGACAAUCAUAGAUUUUACUUCUAGUUCAAAUAACUCAUGAUGCCUGAAUAAAUGAAUAGAAAUGUUACAGAAAGUAUUUUCUCAAUCAAACGGUAAUAUUGAAAAAAUUUGAGAGUAACCCAGAUUUUAGCAGUGUAAUUAAAUCAAUUAAAAACUUCAGCACUAUUUUGAAAUGUUUUCAAGAAAUUGAUAGUUUUCAUGCUGAGGCUCCAUGCAAUGUAUAGUUUUAAGGAAUGUGAUAUUUAAUUGAAA
Molecule: messenger RNA, 3353 nt
Organism: Gopherus flavomarginatus (Mexican gopher tortoise)
Lineage: Eukaryota; Metazoa; Chordata; Testudines; Testudinidae
Gene: MCM8
Product: minichromosome maintenance 8 homologous recombination repair factor
Exons: 19
Coding region: 242-2719 (825 amino acids)
Biological process (GO): double-strand break repair via homologous recombination
Cellular component (GO): nucleus; MCM complex
Molecular function (GO): ATP hydrolysis activity; single-stranded DNA binding; single-stranded DNA helicase activity
Source: RefSeq, a predicted model, not a curated record